Molecule: messenger RNA, 1554 nt
Organism: Penicillium expansum
Lineage: Eukaryota; Fungi; Ascomycota; Eurotiomycetes; Eurotiales; Aspergillaceae
Product: PH domain protein
Exons: 3
Coding region: 1-1554 (517 amino acids)
Source: RefSeq, a predicted model, not a curated record
AUGUCCACUCCAGCGAGCCCCGCGGAUGUGAAGCUGCCGCAGCGGUCUGGAACCGUGAGCAGCGGCUUCACUCGUCGUACUUCCAUGAGUGACGAUGAGGCCAUCCCCGACACUGAUAGUAGUGAGACCACCAAUCUCCUGCUUGAGCGUCUCAAGGCCUGGAAGCAUAUGUGCGGAUAUCUCGAGGAUUACCUCUCUGCUACCGCCAAAGUGCAAAAGUCCCAGUCAAAGGAGUAUGAGAAGAUCUUGAAGGCCGUGAAUGAUCCCCUCAAAGAGGGCCACCACUUCAGCUCCAGCGCAGGUGGUGUGGCUGGUCUGUUUGAGAACCUCCGCAACAACACCCAGGGCAUGGUUACCAUGUACAUGGAGGGCGAAAAGAACCUGAAGACCGCCAUCCUCCCCACCCUCGAGCGUCUCCACAAAGAAAUCAAGAACAAGUCCAAGGAGCUGAGCUCCGGAGCCGUCAAGGGCGCAAAGGCCGUCGAAAAGGCGCGCGGCCUAACCCAGAAGCACAUCGAGCUCCUAGGCCAGAACUCCGCCUCAUAUGACGCCGCCGCCUCCGGCAAGAUCGAGCAGCAACACGACCCCUAUCUCCUCAAGCGCGGCAUCAACCACCGUCUAAACAACCAAGUCAACGAGGAAAAUAACCACCGCCAGGAUAUCCUCGCCGUGCAGAACUCCUUCCAGCAGUUCGAAGCACACGUCCUACAGACCGUACAAGGCGCUAUGGAUCAAUUCCACCAGCACAUGGGCGGCCAACUCGAGCGCCAGCGAGCCAUGUACGCCGAUAUCCUCGGCACCGCCCAGCGCAUCCCACCAGACUUCGAAUGGAUCAACUUCUGCGUCCGCAACGACGCAGCCCUCGUCAACCCAGACUCGCCUCCACGCUCCUUCUCCAGCAUCACCUUCCCGAACAUGGACCACCGCUCCACCCAGCCGCUCAUCGAGGGCUCUCUGGAGCGUCGCUCGCGCGCCGUGAUCAAGGGCUACAGCUCGGGUUACUACGUGGUCACACCGGCACGCUAUCUGCACGAGUUCAAGGACAACGACGACUUCCGCCGUGACCCCGCCCCCGAACUCUCACUGUACCUGCCAGACUGCGUCGUCGGCGCCAUUGACGGCGUGAAGUUCAACGUGAAGGGCAAGGACGUGUCCAGCGGUAAAAUCGGUAACGCUUUCCACACAAACACCGAGCUCAGCUUCAAGGCCCACAACUCCAAUGACGCUGAGAAGUGGUGGUCCGUUAUCAAGGACGCUACUCGCGCCCCGGCGCUGACUGUUGCCGCCGCGGUGCCAACGCUCGCUUCUCCCACCGCGACCUCGCCUGCUGGCUCUGCGAGCCCCUCCCGCAGCGUGUCCGGCCAGAGCCAGCCGCCCACCUACGCUGAGAAAGAGAUGCAGAAAACCCAGGCUUCUCCGGCUACUGCUGCUACGCCUGUGGCUGCUUCCCCUGUUUCUGCUAGCCCUGCUCCUACUCCGGGUAUUAGCCGCACGGCUAGCACGGCUAGCCACUUCCACAUGUCGCCCGGUGGCACCGCUGUGGAGAAGUCGUAA